UAGAGGACUUAUACGCAGAGCAGGAGGUAGGUGGCAGGAGAUUUUAUUUGGACUCAAAAUGCUUUUAUAUCUAGGUAGAGAGAUCCAGUUACACGACUUAUUUGAGUACCUCUAAGGAGGUUAAGUAUUGUUACGAUUGCGAUUUCUUGAGUCAAAGGUAUCCUACAGUCUGAGUGUUGGCUCACAGACCGAUUUCUUCAGCUGUCAUCAUGCUGGGCCAUGCCAGAAACCAGCCUGCAAAACAAAUAGAGCUUUAAAGGCUUGCUCUCAGGCGUGACAAAUUGGGGGUGUGAAUGAUGCUAAACGGAGGAGACUGCAGAGUCCCACAGAAAGGGGUGGGGCUCCACUAGAUAAAGCUCGUCGCAGCGGGCCCGCCUGAAAUCUCUGCUGGACACGGAGAUGAAUUCUUUGUGGCCCUGGAUGUCCGGAGAUGUCUCCCAGGUCUUCCGCCUGGCUGCAGUGUUGUGCCUGACCUACGUGUUCCUGAAAGUGGCCCAGCUCUACAGGAAGAAGCAGGAGAUACACCGAGUGUUAAAGAACUUCCCUGGCCCUCCUGACCAUUGGCUGUAUGGGCACGUCAAAAUGCUUCACCCAGAGGAAGAACUAGACAACACUGAAUCCUGGGCACAAAAAUACCCACGCUGUCACCCAUUGUGGUUUGGAGGUUUCUUAGCAUUCUUGAAUAUCAACCAUCCAGAAUAUGCCAAAGCUAUAUACAGCAGAGCAGAUCCUAAGAGUUACGUGCCAUAUGUUUUCGCACUUCCAUGGCUUGGAGAAGGAUUGCUGCUUACAAGUGGAGCAAAGUGGUUCCGGCAACGGAAGCUGCUGACACCAGGCUUUCACUAUGAUGUCUUGAAGCCUUAUGUGAACCUGAUGGCAAACUCUGUCCGACAGAUGCUGGACAAAUGGGAACAGAUGGCCACACCGGGUAAGUCAGUGGAGAUCUUCCAGCCCGUCAGCUUGAUGACUCUGGACACCAUCAUGAAAUGCGCCUUCAGUCAUCAGGGCAACUGCCAGACAGACAGUGGCAGUGAAUAUAUCCGAGCAAUCUUCGAUCUCAGCGAUAUGAUAUACCUGAGGAUGCGGACACCCUUACAUCAGAACAGUCUCAUUUAUUGUUUUACUUCUCGAGGCCGUCGCUUCCGCCAGGCCUGCAAAAUAGCGCAUGACCAUACAGAUAAGGUGAUCGAAGAACGAAAGAAGGCCCUCAAAGAUGGGCUAGUGCUUGAGGAGAUCCAGAAGAAGAGACAUCUGGACUUCCUAGAUAUUCUUCUCUCUGCCAAGGAUGAAAAUGGAAAUGGAUUAUCCAAUGAGGAGCUACGUGCUCAGGUGGACACAUUCAUGUUUGAAGGUCAUGACACCACAGCCAGCGGGAUCUCCUGGCUCCUCUACUGCAUGGCUAUCCACCCUGAACACCAACAGAGAUGCAGGGAAGAGAUCCAAGCGAUCCUGGGAGACCGAGAGACUAUCCAAUGGGAGGACCUUGGGAAGAUGACUUAUACCACCAUGUGCAUCAAGGAGAGUCUUCGUAUUUACCCUCCUGUAGUGCUAGUUGGGCGGGAUCUCGGUGCACCUGUCACUUUUGAGGAUGGACAGACCUUACCAAAAGGGUUUCCAGUCAUACUGAGUAUUUAUGGUCUUCACAGAAACCCCACAGUAUGGGACAAUCCAAAGGUCUUUGACCCUUCGAGGUUUUCACCAGAGAACUCAUCUGGUCGCCAUCCCUAUGCUUUCCUGCCUUUUGCAGCUGGGCCCAGGAACUGCAUCGGGCAGCAGUUUGCCAUGAACGAGAUGAAAGUGGCUCUCGCCCUGACCCUGCUCCGCUUUGAGCUUUCAGCUGAUCCGAGCAAGCCCCCCAUCAAACUACCUCUGCUCAUCCUGCGGUCCAAGAAUGGGAUCCACCUGUACCUGAAGAAACUUAGCUGAGACACCAGCAGCCAGGGCAGGGGUGGGAUAUGUUACGGUGCUAAUCCUAAUGUUGGUUGAUAAAAGGUGCCAAAAUUUGAGCUGUGUAGGAACUGGAAUUUCUGGGAAGUAGGGAUUUAUAUGAUUAUAGGAUCAUAGGAAAGUAGAGGUAUAUGGGAGCUCAGAAAGCUAUCUAGUCCAGCUCCCUGCUCAAGUCAGGAUCAUCCCUGACUAAACCAGCCCAGCCAAGUAUCUGCCCAAUGUGCUCUCGAAAAUUUCCAAGGAUGGAGUUUCCACAAUUUCUCUAGGUGACCUGUGCCAACGCUUGACCGCCUUCAGAGUCAGAAAGCUCCUCUUAAUCUUCAACCUAAAUUUCCACAACUUGCAGCUUGAGGCCAUUACUCCUAAUCCUCUCCUCUGUGGCCACAGAGAAAAGCCCAUCUCCAUUGCCUCUCGAAUCACCCUUCAGAUAUUUGAGGACUGUGAUCAAAUCCCCACUCUGUCUUCCCAUCGUCAGCCUAAAUAACCCUCUACUUCUUUUAGCCUUUCGUCAUAAGUUUUGCUUCCCAGGCCCCUAAUUUUUCUUGUUGUUCUGCACUGGACUCCUGCAAUUUGAAAUUUGUUUUCUGUUCCAAUUUAUAAUGAAGAUUUUUAGAAAAAAAUGCAAUUUUCUGCAAAAUUUCAUUUCAAAACAGCAGCUCCUUUUCUUUUUUAAAGUCAGAGUUGGAGCAAUUUACUUUAAAUGUCCCAUUCCCUUAAGGCUAGAAAAAUUGAUCUGAAGAGGUGCUGCAGUAAAUGUCUUCCUUCGGGGUGUGAAAGGAGCGCUGUGCACUUCCGUCUGGGUCGUGCCCACAUUUCUUGCAUGCAAUGAAUAUAAUAGAAAGAUCUGCCUACUGGUAUUACUGGCACUAGAACCAUUUUACUGAGCAUUGGUAAGCCAUCAGUUUGAAUAUUGGAUGCAGUCCUAGACACCAGUGUUCAAAAAAGAUUAGCCUAAACUGAAAAAGGUACAAAGAAAGGCCACUAAGAUGGUUAAAGGAAUCAGUCUGUUUUGUUAAAUGAAACAGGCCAAGCUCUAUCUUCUUCCCUAAGAAAAGAUUUUGAUUCCUUUAACCUUUGGCACAAAGAAGGAAGACACCUCCUGCAACACCACUUCUCCUUCCAUAUUCACCCCAUGAGUACACCUGGAAAGGAUGAUCAUAAUGAAACAAGCCAAGCACUCUUGACCUUCUUUUCUAAGAAAAGAUCUUGAUCAUGCUUUACUACAUGAAAAACAACAUGGAUACAAGAUCAAAAGGCUAGAAACUGAGUACAGAUCAUUUUAGGUUGGAAAUGAGAAAAUUAUGUGGAGUUAUCGGUAAAGUGGAGUUUUGGAAUGGUCUUCCAAGCAAACAGGCAGGGCAAAGAAAUUAAAUCACUUCAAGAUGGAAGUGGAUGACCUAGGGGAAGGGUUGGUGUGAUAGGACAGGGGGUUCAACAAUUCAUGUGCUGAGUCAUAAGUUGGCAGUCCCCAGGCUGGGGCAUAAAGGUAGUGUGGAGCAUGUCUGGUAACCCCAUGCUUCAGGGCUUUUGCUCACUCACACUUGGUCUGUAACAGGAAGAAAUUAUUGCCCUCCACCCCAUGUCAUUGCAACUGGUUUUUGAAAGGUGGGGUGAGAGGGUAAAGCACUGGGACGUUGACCUCAGCUAAGGCUGGAAGUUUCUGACUGGGUUGCAUUGCAGCUUCUUCCAGGCCUUGGAAAACCCAGUGGUUUCUGGCUCGAGGGUCUUGCCUGCCUGCUCAGGGUCACAUUAAUUAUGCUAAAUAUGUGGUCAAGAGGGAUUUUUUUUACCUGUGUCAGGCUGGUGCAUACUAGUUGCCUUUCCCUGUAGCAUGGGGCAUGGUCUUCUUAGGAUCCUCUGUACACAUAGUACACAACUUUUUCCCUAUUAGUGCAGUGGCAGGGUAUUAAGUAUAAAUAUUAAGUAGGCCUCUUUCCCCCAAUUUUUUCCUAUGACAUGUUAUGGGAGUGGGGGUUGGGUAUCAUACUUGAGAGUGGCGUGUGAGAGCUUGAACCUGGGCUAUACUAGAUGCUCGAGAAGGCUUCUUCCAAAUCGAUGCUUUUCUAUGAUGAACAACACCAGGACACAAAUACAAUCAAAUACUGCACCUUUUGCUUGAUCUCCAUUCUUUAAUCCUUCCCUACCUUCCACAUCCACUGGGCAAUACAAAGAGGCUCCUGUAAGGUUUACCUGUUGUCCUGGUAUGCUCCGACUCAAUUAACGAGAACCCAAAGACCUGUUCACAUCCAAGAGUUAUACUGGCGUGACCGUGUUGAUUAGGGGUCUGCUAUUUUUUAAUGACCCAGUUUACUAGUAACACUUCCAGGGUGGACUCAGGUUUAUGAGCAUAAAGGUGCUCUCUCCUAGUGUAGAUUUUGCUCCCUCCACACCGCAAGAGAUACUGCGGCACAUGCUACCUGCCUGUCAAUCGAACUGUGUGCAGACUAGGAGGGGUGAUACCACCUUAUCAGCCCACUCUGGGCAAAGUAAAGAAACGUCCUAAUGGAGACAAGCCCCAAGUCACUGUGGAGCAGAAAUGUGUGUGGCAGCACCUGAAUUUCUAAUUCUCAGCAAACAAUAUGAUCCUUGAGAGAGAUCGCUCUUCUUUUCUCAUGAAAAAAUAAAGCACUGGACCAGGUUACCCAGAGCGGUGGUGGCAUCUCCAUCCUUGAAGGUUUUUAAGACCCGGGUAGACAAAGCCUUGACUGGGAUGAUGUAGCUGGGGCUGGUCCUGCUUGGAGCAGGGGUUGGACUAGACGUGACUCCUGAGGUCCCUUUAACCCUCAUCAUCUGUGAUCUUUGAACUAACUUUCAGUGGUUAAAACCUCUCAUUGGCUUGCUUUUAUCUGAGUUGCCUUGAGAUUUCACAGCGAUGCACACAUUAAACAGUGGCUAUUAACGCUUUCUCAAUACACGUUUAUCAGGACAAUGUGGUAGGAUGCAGCUGCCACCUCGUGGGCAGAAAUGGCAUAAGAGGAACAAAACACAGAAACCACAAACAAGCAGUAAAGCUUCCUUCUGGUUCAGCCUUCAGUCUGACCCAGGAGAUAUAUACACACACACACACACACACACACACACACACACACACACACACACACAAAUAUACACACACUAUACACAUGCAUACACACAGACACA
Molecule: messenger RNA, 5088 nt
Organism: Alligator sinensis (Chinese alligator)
Lineage: Eukaryota; Metazoa; Chordata; Crocodylia; Alligatoridae
Product: cytochrome P450 4B1-like
Exons: 12
Coding region: 400-1926 (508 amino acids)
Molecular function (GO): heme binding; monooxygenase activity; oxidoreductase activity, acting on paired donors, with incorporation or reduction of molecular oxygen
Source: RefSeq, a predicted model, not a curated record